This is a messenger RNA of Ctenocephalides felis (cat flea), 866 nucleotides long. Its product is annotated as histone H2A.V. The coding region runs from base 124 to 519 and encodes 131 amino acids. The record is from RefSeq and is a predicted model, not a curated record. The transcript is spliced from 2 exons. Gene Ontology annotation, cellular component: nucleosome. NCBI's taxonomy places the organism in Eukaryota, Metazoa, Arthropoda, Insecta, Siphonaptera, Pulicidae. Gene Ontology annotation, molecular function: DNA binding; structural constituent of chromatin; protein heterodimerization activity.
GGCAACGCGUCGCUUUCCCAAUCAGUUACAAAAGCGCGGCUUAUACACGUCUCAAAAGACUUAAAAAUAUCCUGAAUAUUUAAAUUAAAUUCUGUAAAAUCAGUUCUUUCUUAAUAUCGAACAAUGGCUGGUGGUAAAGCUGGAAAAGAUUCAGGAAAAGCUAAAGCGAAAGCGGUUUCUCGUUCAGCACGAGCGGGGCUCCAAUUUCCAGUCGGAAGAAUCCAUCGGCAUUUGAAGAACAGAACAACAAGUCAUGGACGUGUGGGGGCCACGGCUGCUGUUUACUCGGCGGCUAUUUUGGAAUAUUUGACUGCUGAAGUUUUGGAAUUGGCGGGAAACGCUUCUAAGGAUUUGAAGGUAAAACGUAUCACCCCAAGACAUUUACAACUGGCCAUCCGUGGUGACGAAGAGUUGGAUUCCCUGAUCAAAGCGACAAUAGCAGGAGGUGGUGUCAUUCCUCACAUCCACAAAUCUCUAAUCGGCAAGAAAGGAGGUCCAGGGGCUCCUGUAAUGGUUUAAUAAAAGUAAAAAAACUCGGCAAUUAAUAUAAUAAUAAUAAUAUAAUAUAAAUUUUCGAAAUUUAUAGGGCAUUGACGAUUUUAUAUGCAUAUUAGAUAUAUAUAAAAAUAGAUAGUUAUUUCAAAUGUAAUGCCUGCCCCCCUCUGCCCUUUUGUUUAAAGUUUUAUAGUUAGUGAAUUGCUGUAAGUCGAUGCUCUGUACGUUGAGGAAUUUUAAUAUAGAACUGUACUUCAAUUAUAUCAUAAUUUUAAAUAAAGAUUUUUCAAAGACUAGAUUAUUGCUUUUAUAAUAUAUUGUUACAGUCGCUGAUGCUAAGAACAAGUUUGUAAUCAUAAUUUUGUGUGUUC